This is a messenger RNA of Cryptomeria japonica (Japanese cedar), 2420 nucleotides long. RefSeq lists its product as uncharacterized. Bases 304 to 1959 code for a protein of 551 amino acids. The record is from RefSeq and is a predicted model, not a curated record. Lineage: Eukaryota; Viridiplantae; Streptophyta; Pinopsida; Cupressales; Cupressaceae. The transcript is spliced from 4 exons.
UUUGUAUGCCCUCUAAUAUAUCAUCCAAAUUAUCAUUAACGUGGAAGUAUUAAUGAAUUUCUUUUCUUUUCCUCAGAAAGCCGAGCCAUUCCAUAAUUUUUUUUCGAAUGUGAAUUCUCUGACAUAGUAUUAUCUUACUUACAGGGCCUCCAAUGCGUCAUGGACAAAAUGAACGCAUGGUAAUGCCUGAACCUUCAAUGUUUGUUUUCUGCGGGAGACGGAAAGUUUAAUUGUUGCUGUAAUGGAAAAGUUUCAAAUAAAUUCGUAAAAACUAUAUUUUUGUUUCUGGUUCUCUUCGUCGUAAUGAAGGGCAUUGGCAGAGUAGUGCUGAAAUCGAACAGUUUGCCCUCUCACUGUCCAAUCUGGAGUGCCCCAUUUUCAUCCGGGGCUGGCAGAGGUCGAGGGGCCCCCUUUCCCUCGCACAGAAUCAUUGGCAAACCGCCUGAUGAGAAAACAGAAGAUGAAUUUUCACAGUCCCCAUUACCUGCUGGAAGAGGCGGCGGAUCAGCAUUGCCUUCUCAGGCCAGAAGGCUCGCCCCUGCUAGCGGCCAUGGCAGAGGGCGAGGAGAAACGGAGGAUUUAAACGAAGCAUCCCCACAAACACCGUUUAGAUCAUGGCAGGAGGAUCCCACCAUCGGCCUAGCUGCGGGCAGAGGUCGAGGAAUAACUUUGAAGCCGCCGCCUGUAUCAGAAAUGCCACAACGGCAGCCGACAGAACCAGCCAUAAAGCCUCCUUUGGCGGCAGGAGGAGGAGAGGACAAGGAACCAGCCAUAAAGCCUCCUUUGGCGGCAGUAGGAGGAGAGGACAAGGAACCAGCCAUAAAGCCUCCGCUGGCGGCAGUAGGAGGAGAGGACAAGGAUGGGCUUUACGAGCGGUCGACGGAACGGACUGUAAAGCCUUCGUGGCCACAACAGGUAGAGCAGACAGAUGAGCUUUACAGCCGUCCAACACAACCGCCCAUUAAGCCAAUCUUUAUGAAACGGGCAGUAGAGCCUUCAAAGCCCUGGGAACCCUACGGGCGAGGGGUGCCUGCACAACAAGCCCUAGGUGGGCCACGCGCGCCCAUAGGCGAAGAAAACCGCCAUGCUCGGCCUGAAAGAGGGGCGAUUUCGGGCAUGGGGCGUCAGGCCUUUAGACGGCCCGCAGCACCCGCAUCGACAGUUCAGAGGCUAACUGGCGAUGACGCUGUGAAGCAAGCUUUGGAUAUUUUGAAGAAGCGGGCUGAGGUAACGGGGAUUACGGAGGGCCCUGGGGAUAUGAGGGGCAGGGGUGGAGGCAGAGGCAGAGGCAGAGGUAGAGGCAGAGGUCGUGGACGAGGAAGAGGCGAUAAGGAGCCGCCUGAGGGGGAAGAUGAACCGGAGGACAUGCUUGCUGGCGACGAUGCAGUGGGAGAGCGUUUUAUGAAAAGAAUUGGGGAGGAUAAGUGGAAGGAGAUUGAAGAGCUUAUCGAGGACGUUUCCUCGGAUGUUCUUCCACCAGAAUCAGAUGAGGAUGAUUACGUAGAGGCUCUCCACACCAAUUUAUCGUUGGAGUUUGAACCUGAAUAUUAUAUGGAGGACUUUGGAACAAAUCCAGAUAUUGAUGAGAAGCCUCCUAUUUCUCUUAGAGAUUACUUAGUGCAAAUGAAACCUCUUUUGGUGACAGCAGAGGGAAUUGAGAGUGAGGAAGAAUGGGAGGCAUUUCUGGAGGAUACAAUGAGGAGCGCUCCGUAUUUGAGGGAGCUUCUACAUUGUUAUAGUGGUUAUGGCAGAUUGAGUGCUCGAGAAGAACAAGCACAUCUGAAGAGGCUUGCAAAUUACAUUCCUGAUAAUGCACAUCAGUCUGUGAAAAACUUCACAGAGCGUGCUCUUUUAUCCCUUCAGAGCAAUCCUGGAUGGGGUUUUGAGAAGAAAUAUUUAUUCACGAGAAAGUUAGUUGAGGAUGUUGCUCAGCAUUACAAAGAAAAACAGAAAAGGUGAAUAGCAAUUGUCUUGAAGACAACUUUGUAACUUGGCAUACCCCAAGAAAACAAGAUAUAUGAUUUGGGUGUUAUCCAUUAGAGUUGCAGAAGUUACAAGGACAUCUAAAAAGUUUUCAUGGCAAGUGUAUAUGAACUCAUUCUUCUCUUUUUUGAGGCCUUUUAGUUUUUUCCAUGAGAGAAGUUUAUCUGCCUGAUCAGACUUGAAAAAUUUUGGGGUGUGCCCCCCAUCCAGAAAUUUAGUUGUCUUAGCAUGGUUGUUGGCUUUGCAGGAAAAUAAAAAAUUGUUAUUCCUUAAUUUAUGAGGAGACUAGAGGUGUUUAUUUUGUGAUGAGUAUGGAAAGUUGAGAAGUUUCUAAUUUGUUACGGCCACCAUACGUGUUAUGUUAUUGUAUUCACAAAAUUGUAAUGGAAUAAAUGUUGGAAAAUAUUCAAAUAAAGGCUUUAGGAUGCCUUACAGUA